AUGAUGGUGCACUGUGCCGGCUGCGAGCGGCCCAUCCUCGACCGCUUUCUGCUGAACGUGCUGGACCGCGCGUGGCACAUCAAAUGCGUUCAGUGCUGCGAGUGUAAGACCAACCUCUCGGAGAAGUGCUUCUCGCGCGAGGGCAAGCUCUACUGCAAAAAUGACUUCUUCAGGCGCUUCGGCACGAAGUGUGCGGGCUGUGCGCAAGGCAUCUCGCCCAGCGACCUGGUGCGCAAGGCCCGCAGUAAAGUCUUCCACCUCAACUGUUUCACCUGCAUGGUGUGCAACAAGCAGCUGUCCACGGGCGAGGAGCUCUACGUCAUCGAUGAGAACAAGUUCGUGUGCAAGGACGACUACCUGAGCUCCUCCAGCCUCAAGGAGGGCAGCCUCAACUCAGUGUCAUCCUGUACGGACCGCAGUUUAUCCCCGGACCUCCAGGACCCACUCCAGGACGAUCCCAAGGAGACGGACAACUCGACGUCGUCGGACAAGGAGACAGCCAACAACGAGAACGAGGAGCAGAACUCGGGCACGAAGCGGCGCGGCCCGCGCACCACCAUCAAAGCCAAGCAGCUGGAGACGCUCAAGGCCGCCUUUGCCGCCACGCCCAAGCCCACGCGCCACAUCCGCGAACAGUUGGCACAGGAGACCGGCCUCAACAUGCGCGUCAUCCAGGUGUGGUUCCAGAACCGAAGGUCCAAAGAACGCAGGAUGAAACAGCUGAGCGCACUGGGCGCCCGGAGACACGCCUUCUUCCGGAGUCCGCGACGCAUGCGUCCGCUGGGCGGCCGCUUGGACGAGUCUGAGAUGUUGGGGUCCACUCCUUACACCUACUACGGAGACUACCAAGGCGACUACUACGCGCCCGGAGGCAACUAUGACUUCUUCGCGCACGGCCCGCCGUCGCAGGCGCAGUCCCCGGCCGACUCAAGCUUCCUGGCCGCGUCGGGGCCCGGCUCGACGCCGCUGGGCGCGCUAGAGCCGCCGCUGGCCGGCCCGCACGCCGCCGACAACCCCAGGUUCACCGACAUGAUCUCGCACCCGGACACGCCGAGCCCCGAGCCGGGCCUGCCGGGCGCGCUGCACCCCCUGCCCGGCGAGGUGUUCAGCGGCGGGCCCAGCCCGCCCUUCCCCAUGAGCGGCGCCAGCGGCUACAGCGGACCCCUGUCGCACCCCAACCCCGAGCUCAACGAGGCGGCCGUGUGGUAA
Messenger RNA from Zalophus californianus (California sea lion), 1209 nucleotides. RefSeq names its product LIM homeobox 5 (gene LHX5). The transcript is spliced from 5 exons. Gene Ontology annotation, biological process: regulation of transcription by RNA polymerase II; neuron differentiation. Gene Ontology annotation, cellular component: nucleus. Gene Ontology annotation, molecular function: RNA polymerase II transcription regulatory region sequence-specific DNA binding; DNA-binding transcription factor activity, RNA polymerase II-specific. NCBI's taxonomy places the organism in Eukaryota, Metazoa, Chordata, Mammalia, Carnivora, Otariidae. The coding region runs from base 1 to 1209 and encodes 402 amino acids. The record is from RefSeq and is a predicted model, not a curated record.